AAUGACAGAAGGGGCAUUACAAAUGAUCUUGAAUUGAAAAAACAUGGGUACCUUUAUGGUAUAUCUAAUUUAAUUUGACGGUUUGCUUCAGUAUGUAAAAAUCACGAAAGAGAAAAAUGGAUGCCUAAUUCUCGAGAAGAGCAACGUUAUCAGUUCGAAAUUUUUGGAUUUCAAUGGAUUCCCUGCUUGCAAAUUAUGCAUCAUCAGAUGAAGAGGAGCAGCAGCAAAAUCAACAGCAAUUACAAUCACGAAGCAUUGGUAGCGAAACGCUAUUCUCUCGUCUACCGCCCCCAAAACCUACCUUUAACCUGCCUCCGCCUAAAUCCAAAUCAAACAAGCGUCUUGUGCAAUUUAGGCCGCCAUUGAAGGCGGCAGUAGCGGUGGAGGAGGAGGAGGAGGAGGAAGAGAAGGAGCCUCCGCCCAAGAAAAGAAUUGGGGAAUCCUCUGGAGGGCUGUUUGCCCUCCUGCCUCCGCCGAAGAAUACCCAAACCCUAGGGGGCGGCGGCGGCUCUCGUCGCACAAUUCUCGAGCCCGACGCCACCACUGCCGCCUCUGCCGUCACAGAUGUCCCUGCUCCCGCAUCGCAGGAGCCGCAGUUAGAGGCUUCCUGUAAUGUUGAAGCAACACAACAGUUUGUAGGGCAAUAUGAUUAUAAUGCAUAUUAUUAUUCUGAGCCAACUCAACAGUUUGUAGGGCAAGAUGAUUAUAAUGGAUACUAUUAUUCUGCUCCAGAUCAGGUCUCCACAGAGACAGUACCGCCACAGGUACAGUUGCCUCUGGAGAGCAAGAAUAAGAAGGGCGGACGGAAGGCCUUUGAAAUUGGUUCUGAUGUUAUUGAAAUAAAGCAGGAGCAGUUGAUGGGCAACAAACCCAGACAGGAUCAAGUUAACUUGACAGGAAUUGCCUUUGGACCCUCCUAUAAGCCCGUUUCGGCUGCAAAAGACAAACCUUCAAAGUUGCAGAAGAGAAAACAUCAAAUUGGAUCACUGUACUAUGAUUUAAAGCAAAAAGAGAUGGAACUUGCUGAGAGGCGUGCUAGAGGUCAUCUUACUAAAGCAGAAACACAGGCUAAGUAUGGAUGGUGAAAUAAUGAAGGCAAUCCAUUGGAUGAGGAUGUUAUGUAACACAUUGUACAUUGGAAACAUCUCUAACAUUAUUCGUUACAAUUGUACCAUGUUUUCAGCAGUGUAAGAAUUCCAUUUGAAAUUCAGAGUUGUCAACUUUUA
Messenger RNA from Cryptomeria japonica (Japanese cedar), 1226 nucleotides. RefSeq lists its product as uncharacterized. Bases 174 to 1085 code for a protein of 303 amino acids. Gene Ontology annotation, cellular component: nucleus. The transcript is spliced from 2 exons. NCBI's taxonomy places the organism in Eukaryota, Viridiplantae, Streptophyta, Pinopsida, Cupressales, Cupressaceae. The record is from RefSeq and is a predicted model, not a curated record.